AUGGUUUCCGAAGUAGAUACUGAAUCAGCAAUCCUUGCCGAUACAGUCUAUAUUCUUACAACACAAAGCCAUAAAGUAUCGCACAAUACUCGAGUUGAGUGGUUCAUUGGCAAUGUUAAUCGGAACUUCAUUUUCCCUUCUGCUGAUGCCGCAGCUGAGUUCCCUGAUUUGCCUAUCCACUCCUCAUCUGCUGACUGGUCCAGUUUAUCGAUCAUUGCCGCUUCUCCUGUUCCUCCUAAAGAUACCCUCAAUUUUCCCCUUGUCUACAGAAUUCAACCAACCACCACAGUCAAAUAUCUCGCCCACUCCUAUCGUAUUACUUUUGUUCUUGAUCUUAGUGAUUCUAUGCUCCAACCCACUCCCUCUGGUCUUUCUGUACUUCACCACGCUGUUUCUGCUAUAGAAACCACACUCUACAAGUUGAUACCGCCUACUUCAAGUCUCCCGCUUCCAUCCUCUGCCUCCCACCUCACGCCUUUCUCGAUUUUUAUCAGUAUUAUUGGAGUGGUUCCAAACAGACAUUCAUUUACUCUAAUUCAUGAUUGGGAGGGAUCUUAUAACGAGAUAAAAACAAUAACCACUACAGUAGCCCAAAGACUCUUUCAAUUGGAAACUGAAAACCUUAUCAAUUCUCAGGAAAGUAGUUCUGGAGAUUCAGCUCUUGUCGAUCUUCUUCGGCACGGAGUUCUAAAUCUGGCCAUGCAAAUGCCUGAUUGGGCCCCUGCCUCACUUAUUAUCGUAUCGGACGCCUGUUUCACAACCCUUGAUAUGGCUGAGUUAGAUCGUUCCUUGGCGCAUCUACGCGCGUCUUCGAUUCGCUGUUCAUUUAUCAUCCCCUCUGCUUACUGUGAAAAAACUGAUUUGAGUUUCUCCCCAAAUGGAUCAUUAAGAAAUCUCCUUAGAUUGAUAUCCUCUAGCCCCUGCAUUCCGCAUAUCGAUUUGUGUCAAUUCAUCGCUCACGCUACCGCCGGAUUUUGUCUUACUGAACAUUCACCAGAAUGGAAAAUGUUGCCGAAUCAAAGUUCUGCUCAAUGGAAUCAAAUUCAUGAACUGCUGUUAGCUCUGCGACUUCAGGAUGAUAUAACAAGCACACCAGAAAAGGAAGGCGAGCUUGGUUGGCUGCCAAUUCAUGAAAUCCAACCUUAUUGUCGAGUUGUGAAUGCUGCAUUGAAUCACGUACUUGCCUCUCGAUUGAAAGAUGGAUACCGGUUACGAGGAGUUUCCAAACAUCUACCCGAUACGACUAAUCAGAAUCUAUUUAAUUCCUCUUAUAUUCAGAUCGAAUUAGCGCUGGCAUGGAAACCAGGCGUCAUUUUUCGGCUCUUUUUGGCUGGAGAAUGGUAUCUCCCAACUGGACAGUUACCCAUUUCCUCAUCAUCUGAUUACCUUCCUAAAUUCAAAUUUCAGAAACCAAGUUUUGGUCACUACUGCGUCACUAAUCUUCGUGUUCGUGCGAACUAUUCCCUUCUCCGUGUAUUCAGCGAACAACGUCGUGAUCAAGUCUCUAGUCCUUACCUAGCAUCAAUUUUGGAGAGAUUUGAUUUCCACUUUCGAUUGCUUAGACAUGUCGAUAAUUAUCUUGAAACUGUCUCAUCGUUUAAUCUCAAUGCUGAUAUCUACACGGUGCCAGUACGCUAUUUGAAUGGUCUCUGCUCAGUAUUCAUCACAGCACAAAAUGCUAGUGGAGGAUCAGAGAUUUAUCUCUCGGGGAAUACGGCCGAGGAAAUGGAACGGGACAAAUCACUCUCUACAUUUGUGCACUACUGGGGUCAGCUUCUUUCUCUCGACAUUGCGAACUGUUAUCGUUGGAUGCAUUCAGAGACAAUCUACGUGGUUCUUGAACAUGAUUCUCCCCUUCCUACGAACUUAUUCAUCCCUCUACAAACUAGAAGAGUGACGGAAACCCUUACAUGCCGUCAGUCACUUGCUAGAAUCCACAGUAUGCUGAAUGAAUGGUCUACUUUUGUUCUCCUUGAGAAUCAUACUUAUAUUCGAUUGGAGUAUCCUAAAGCCGACCGCAUUAGUACUCCAUCUAAACCUACUGACACUGACUUGGGCUUACAUCAUUCUACCUCCCAGUAUAUUCCCCAGUACUUUACUCUCGUUCGGCUGGAAAUGAAACUGCCGGAAGUACGAGUUAGGGUGGCAUUCACUGCAGGAGUUCAAUACGAGUAUCGUCGUGCUACGAUUGAUCAACUCUCCCGACAAUUCAAGUUUCUGAGUUUCCUUCCUCGUGGACGACAAGCGGUCCCUAAAUCUCGACACAAAUCGGGCACACCUGCGCCUCUUCUUCCACCAACUGAAAGCAUACACGUGCCACCACUUCAACGUUCGUGGGGUGAAACACCUUGCUGUCUGGUUUUUGAAUCACAGCUUGAUAGGCUCAUUGUGGAAACGGGUACUUGGGCGACUACCCGUCCGCAGAAUUAUCUUAACACAUCUCUUUCCCCCGCAUCCGACUUUCAGGUUUCAAAAUCCUUCAUGAAGGGAACAGUUGUUGAAGCUAGAUGUGAAGUAGCCCCGUCUUUACUUAGACAGCAUCUUUGCCAUUCUUCCUGCAUCUGGGUUAUUCCUCUUGUUUCAAAGUCUCCUUAUUGCGUAGCCAAAAUGUUUUCAACGCUGAAGAAUCUCCGCAUUCAAGAGGGAUUCCAUUUUGUUCGAAGCGGCCCUCAACCUGGUUUUGUGAGUCUUGCUAGAGAAGUUAUGUUCACUGUGGAUUCGGCUGCAGAAGGUGCUGUUAAGCAGCCUUGUUUAAUCCAGUAUCAGCUCUAUCCUUUUAGACAUAAGUCUAAUUGGAAAAAUCUUUCGAGAGAGGAUGAUGAUGAAACCAUUAAAAUAGCCUGCGAUGCUGUCCAGAAGGUGUUGGAUUUAAAGUUGUCUGACUGUAUUCCCAGAAUGCUUAUUGACCGACUGAAAGCUCUCACUUCUGCCCAAAUAAGCUCAGAGAUACAUAUUGCUACAGAGGUUUGGAUUGAACCUAAACACGGUCGUGCUACAGAUCUCCCCACUGAAGCCCUCUAUAUGGCUAACCUGCCUUAUGAUGGGGUUGUUCAACGGAUUAUGCAAUUAGAUUGCUUCUGUUUGGCUGCUUAUACCACCCUUGAAAAGAUGCUAACAGCUUGUCUACUCAAGAUGAUAGAACUGCAGCGUCUAGCUUCUCCAACACCGGCGGCUGUUCAGUUUGCUACACCACCAACCAGUAGCUCAUCCCCUUCUAGUCCUGCUGCUGAUAUACCUUUCAAUCUUGCUGCUCUGGCUUCUGUUAGUCCCAGAAUGUGUCUUAUGUGUCCUCUUUUAUUAGAUGCUUCUCUUGUCUCUAAUGCCACAGAUACCGUGAGUUAUCCCUUUUCGGAGAAUGUUAUCAAUCGUCUGGUCUUCAAUUUACCUCGAAGGACUCCCUAUAUCACUGCCAUACCUCUCUCCGAUGCACACUGUGACCAAUUCUCACAAUUCUUAAUCUCUCAAGAACAAGAAGAACUUAGACCAAUUUUGAGACGUGCUUUGGCCGAAUCAGGAGCUGUUAAAUGGCAUUGCUUCGCUACAAUUACAAGCUUACUUGAUUCAAUAUCAAGGAAUGGGGGUAGUAAACCAGGUAGCAAGGAUGAGAAUCGAAAUAUUCAUGGUCUACCACAUUUGGAGAACCUUGCUGAAGCCAGCAGUAUUGAAAUCACCUCGUCUCCAGUAGCUUUCUUUGUCCUUCCAUCGAACAUAAAAUGCGCAACAUCUAGGUUCUGUCAGCACCUGAUGAAUAACCUUAGGCAGCGUUUGAAUGGAUCUAGUCGACCUGAGGCCUCAUUUCCUAUCUUCCUUUUCUCCUGCACUCAUACUUAUCUUUCCUUUCCACUGGAUGAUAGAUGGACGUAUAGCUACCCAGAAACGCUGGUUAUUGAUUUCUUCAGACAUAAAACAGAAUUACGAAUAGAGGGUGAACACAACACUCGUUUAAUUCGUCGUGAUGAACUCACGGCCAACCCUCCGCAAAGUUUUCUUUCUUCAGCAAAAGGAAAUCCCCAGCUAACUAAAGAGUUGAUCCUACUUUGGGCGAGACUACGAGACGCUUCCCUGGGCCUGUUGAAUCUCUGUAAUGAAGCUUUUGUUGAAUGUGCUCAUGGAACACUUCUUCAAGGUUUCACGGUCUCUGAGACUGCCCUUAGAAGUGUGCUUCUGUCAGAGCAAUUUUGUUCUUCCCUUACUCCAAUAUCUAUUGAUGCUACAGAUUUCUUGUUCUCCACCUGUUCACACUGCUUUGCAGUAAUGAGGAAUACCAGAGGUUGCACGAGUAGUGGAACUUCUGACAAUUCUAAAUCUGAUAAGAAAGGGGGCCCUGGUGUAUGCGAAAUACGCCCCCAUGAUACAGAAAGGAUAAGAAACCGUCUCAGUAGCGUGUUCAGUCAGUACUUCUCCCCUAUCCCUCAAUUUCCGGGAUAUUAUUACUUCAAAGGCGCCGAAAAGGCUUAUAAGGGAUUUCAUGGUCAAAAAUUACCACCAGUUCACUGUUGUGACACUUGGCCAAUUCCCAUUGCUAAAACAAAUACUCUUGAAGUACCGGGCCAAAACCCAAUUAUCGAUCAUCAUAAAUCUGCUGAAAUGUGUAGUGGCCGACAGGUCAUGUUUUGUACUUCCUCUCGGUCUGGAAGUGACACCGAAGAAGGUAAGAAGCGUCAAAAUUCGGGCAUUUCAUGUGAUAGGACGGAUAUAUUAGGUCCUAUUGAACCAGAGCAAAUUGAGAAACUGGAGGUUAUAUGCAAGAGGCCUCUUUUCAUGAAAGUUAUGAUAAAGUUAAAGUGGGGUGAUGAAGAGGAGAUUAUUUUGCCAAUUGAAAGACUUCCAAUUUGUUUACCAAAUGUGAUUCCUAACUGUGGCCAGAUUAGCCGAGAGAAUGUCCGACUUUCUGUAGUUUUUACCCCGCUCCUCUGGAAACCAGAAGUUGGUGCUUCACACUCCGAAACACUUAUUGAAUCUCCAGAUCAUCAAGAAGUUCAGCCUCCUGUACACCUGGACAGACUUGAAGAGAAGAAUGAAUCUUUGCAUAAUUCAGACAGCUCUGAUAGUGAAGAAAUAUCUAUAUAUAGCGGAGUGGUCGAUGCUAAUUUUAAUUUAAUACACACACUUCCAUCACCACAGAUUCCAACUUCUCGACGAAAUAUUCCUGUGUCGCCAAGCGUAAAUGAAGAAUACGAUGCUCUAGUGCCCUUUCACUGGUGUGAAUGUCAGUUGGAAGUGUCAGAAAGUGAUACUCCAUGUUGUAUCUGCAAAACUACUUGUACAGCUGAGUUUGUUCACUACUUGGAUAAUGAACAGUGGACAUCUAUUCAACAAACUGUCCAAGUCUUCCGCUGGCUUCUCCAAGAUGAAGUUGUGUGUUCCCAGCGUCUCAUUCAACCCCUUAAUGUAUCGACUGUCGAGGCUGUUCUCCAGCACAUGGAGACAACAAAAUGCCUACUCUUGAACAGUGAUCCUGGAACAUCAGCUCAUUCGCCCUUCCAUAUUAGCCACUCACAUGCACGGUUUUCAAAGUCUUGUACGACCGUCAUGGAAAAGGGAGCCUCCUUGGGGGUUUCUGACAUUCUGCAAAAUCUAAUGAGUGCCAUUGCUUGGGAGACAGUGGACUUGGAAUUUAUUUCCCAGUCAGAGAAGUCAAUACCUCGGUUCCUGCAACGUCUUCAGAGUAUGUCUUUCCGCUAUGCUCAGGCUGGACUUGUUGAUACAGGAGAUUACUACGUGGUUUGUAGAGCUGAACCUAUUCCACCUCCACCGUCUGUUAGCAAGGACACUGGACAUACAGAAGUACCCGAGAGACAUGAGGUAUCUACUUCUCCGACAGUUAGGACUCGACGUUAUGGAAUUGUGAAGGAGACUGAUACAGUAUCCGCACAUUCACUCCCUUUGUCAACCAGUCCUCAAUUAGCAAAAGAGGUGGUGGAUAUUAGUGAAGAGAGCGGUGAAUUCGAAUCGGUGGCAUCUAGAACUCGUCGAUUUUCGUCUAACUCUCUGGAGCACCAACAGAACCUACCUGCCUCAACAACCACCACUGAGGACGAAUUCGACGACGCUCGUUUUCUCCUCUCCUCCCAUUUCCCUCCUCAUGAUGCUCUAGAGACGUCUAUCAAUCUGCGGCAAUCGGAAGGCCCCUCCUUACCUGCCUAUUGGCUCAUCUUCCGAGUUGGAAAUGGAUCCAUUCAGGCUUUUUUUCACCACUCGGAUAGUCACAGGGUCACUUCAACUGUUGUCGACUCUUGCCCGCAUUGCAUCGUAUUUCGUCGUGCUCUUGGAGAUAUUGAAUCAAUAGUUCGUCUGGUUAAUCAAUCUCUCUUGCUUGAUCAACUCCUCUUGGAUCGUGUCUGUCAUCCUGCACUUUUGCCAGAACCGGAAGAGCUCCCACGACACCCACCUAGACAUCUUCAGACUUCUCUCCCAUUAUCUCGUAAACGCUCUGGACAUCAUAUGACGCGUUCUCCCAGUCUAGUAGUAUCAGCUUCAUCUGCAACCGAUUCUGAAACUACGGAUUGCCAAUCUGUAGAUAAUAAUAGUCGAAAGAAAUCCUCCUCAUCUGGUGAUCCUACUGUGAUUCCUAUUGACCAUUUCCCGCCAGGAUCCCUUGCUUGUCCUUCCAAGUUCUCCUUCUGUUUGGAAGUCUCUCCACGAGCCGUUAUUGCCGGUGAUAGAGGAAACCAGGUGCUCCCAGAACUUCGUCGCCAUUUGGAGAAUUUUGCAGUGUUAAAUAGGAAAAAUAUGUUUGUUUUUGACUAUGUCGAUCCAAACUCCUCAGAUUCAUUAAGGCUUGCCUUGAAAAAGAGCUUGAUACCGAGGAUAUUCUACAUUAUUUUGCGCGAGUUUCCGGCUUUUGAGACGUCUGGACAUCGAUGUGGUCAUUCAGAAAGAAAGGAAAGUCUUCCCGCUCCCAUUACUGCUAGUAGAAUUCAACUCCAAGUAACACUGCAUGGAAUUUCUUCACCUUGUCGACAAUUCUGUACCUUUGUGAAAUCUCUUCUUCAAUCCUUGCUGGAUAAGAUUAUUCUAGAAUAUCUUCAACAAGCUCUCUCACGAACAGUUCUCUUCCGUUUUGCCUCGUAUGAUUUUGACUUCCUCUUCAUCAGACGAACCCACGUUACGCGUCAUCAGCUCUAUUUCACUCUUCCAAAAUUCCUUCUGAACAGCUCAAUUAUUCCACAUAUUCCUGAGGGCUCACUUGUGCUGCCCUUCUGUCAGUACCUUAAGCAGAACCUUUUAACUUGUAUGACAGCUGCAAAGCCUGAAAAAGAAGUCCUUCCAUCUUUGAGGAAUCGUUUUGGUUGUGGAGAAGUGAUGCUCUAUCAUCGAAGAAGGAAUGUAGGAACUGCGAAGUUUGGUCUCGUUACUGCUCUCGUUGAUCUUCUGCGAGGAGAUAAGUAUGAUCCCUACUGCAUCACGUCCUGUCUUGAUUUACAAGAGUGGUUACAUCGUAAAAGGAUCGGGGAGGAUCUCUAUCCACUUGUGAGUGUUGAAGAAAUGACAGAAUUCCUGAAGGAUAUCGAGUUAUCACAGUCUGCUUUCCCAGAAUCUCCUGAUCGUUUGUUAGUGCGGCUACGGCUCUGGGUUCGCGAAGAGGUUGACUUAAAACUCCUAAAUCAUAAACUCUUUUUAGCUAUUCAGAAUGCUCUCUACGACCUUCUAAUGGAGUAUCUGGUCCUCAGUCUUCCAGCUUGUAUUAUUGAAGUUCCUGUCCUCCAGAAUCGGUUGUCUGAGCCAGCUCCUAACUCCGUGCCAAAAUCUGGACCUCAUCUAUUUACUAACGACCUCAUUCGGCUGCCUACUUUCGUGUCACAAUCUCUUCUACCGUGGUUUGAAGUCGCUUCCUCUUUACAAUUACCCCUCGUAAUUGAGCGCCGAUUGCAGUUAGCUUCCUUGCAGAGUGUUGAGUUGCUUGUUGGGGAGUUGGUCACUCAAUUAAAUUCUCUUGUUGAAUCACGAGUCGGGCUUCCUUCAAGCCACCUUAAAUGUCCACUUCAUUCGACAAAACCCGGUGAUGGUAGAACUAGGUCUGCAAAUUCUCAACCACAACAAGGCUCAAGUUCAACCACCUGCCCCUGUCAACAAUGCAUCAACUUCUUUGCCUUUGUGGCAGGCAAGAGUGAAUGGUUGAAUUUCUCCAAGGCUCAAUCCUUCAAUCAGAAGCAUAUUUCAUUUGGUCAACAGAGGGAAUUUCUGAUUGUUGGGAAAAAUUAUGCAACUUGCCGAUAUCAGCGUGCUUUGAAUAGGUUUCCUUCGAGUGGUUUGAAUUUGAACGCGACUUCGGCAAGUGAUGAAGAUCAACGUGUUCAUGUUAAAUAUGUCGCUUCAUGGUCUGUUCUAAGUCCGCUCCAAAGACACCAAAGUCUUGAAAUCAAGGUUCAACAAGUACCUGAUGAAACAACCCUCGAAGCUCUCCCGGUUUCAGAGGAGUCUUCAAGUGAUCAAACAUUGAAUCCCAUCGUAUCUCCGAAUGCACCAAUGGAUAUUCCUGAGUUCUGUGAGAUGCAGCUUCGUUUGCCCAAGUUCCUUUUCCAUCAACAGAAGUCGUCAUGUGCUGCAUCAAUUAGAGAAUCAACAGAUGAUCGAAGUAGUCAACAGUGUCAGCCAACUGUCUGCCUUCAGGUCCCUAGACAGACCCUCUGUGUGAUACACUUUCAAGGAAGAGAAGUUCGAGUAAAUCUUUACAACUGGAGCCGAGAUGAUGCUGAUCGUCUAUUACAUCGUAUUGAAACUCUUAUCCUGUGGUAUAAUCAACGCUUUCAGUUGUUGGAUUGCGUGUCUCUACAAAAGACAGGUCUAUUCCAUUGCCUCAGAACGCCAUCUCAUCUCCACUUGCUGGGACAAGCAAAUCAACUCAGUAACAGACUCGCUCCUGCCGAGUUGUCUCCUUCAAUAUCAUCUACGCCAGCUUCAAUUCAAACUGUACCCAUGACUGCUUCCACAUCCUCAAUGAACAUUCGUCGCAAGUUUUUAGAAGGUCUGGUCGGGUCUGGAGCAGCACCUCUUCAGCAACAACCUCCCAGCGAGGCUCCAAAUUCCACUCCUAUGACGACGCAGAAUGUAAUAGCCUCUUCAGCGAUGUUGAGUUCCCCUGCUACGCCAAUUGGUGAAGUGACUGCGCCUUCGGGACAGCAUGGGAUGUCUCAUCCGCAACAAGAGCGUCUUCGGGUUGUUGGGGUUAAUUCCAAGGAAUUGAGGGACUUUAAUCUCACUCGAAUCUAUCAGAACUGUGCCCGAGUUCCAGUUCUCGGAACACUUGCCUCCUCCAACUCUCCAGUCGAAUUCCUUGAUGUUGUACACCUCCAUGUUGAUCAGGCUCUACGCGCCAUUAGGAACGAUCGUACCCAAGCAGAGGAACUCCGUCUUAUUACUGCGCCUCUGAAAGUGUGGAUGGCUGGUGACGUUUUCGAUGUGGAUAGUUAUAACUCCUCAAUGCAGGCAAUCGAUUCUCCCAAGACACAUCCUACACCAGCUACAACUUUCUACACCGCGGUGAAACGAUACAGCCGAACCCUUCACACAGUGUGUUCGCCUAUUCUCUUUUGUCCAUGCUCUAGAUUAGAUGCUCUGAAGCUGCGAGAAUUGGAAGAGGUGGGCUUAAAACGAAAGGAUAUAUCUGAGGAAGAAUCAGAGCACUCCAACUUACCUCUCACAAGAAAUGAGAAUCCUUUUGCAAGCAUAGAAGAGCAACAACAACUAUCCACACGACUGAGAACUCUUUCUAAAAUAUCCUCAGCUGCUUCGCCUGUGGCUUCUCGAGAGAUUCCCCCGUGGAUGCAAGAAGCUACGGACUGUCUACUGCAGGAAUUUAUUACUUACAUGACAAUUCAAAUGCAGUUCUCGGUUAUUUACUCAACACUGGAUUCGGAUGUUAAUAAUUUGGAGCAACCCUACGCAUUGUUGCAAAGGUCUGUGAAGAUGGCUGGAGUUCAUCUGAUUGAGGUUUUCAUCCGCGACUGUCUUUUUUGCGUCCGCUUAAAGGCCAUUGAGUUGUGUCGUCUGACACGCGCCGCCACCCGGGCCAUUUUAACCGGGCCCCUGGCAGCUGAUCUCUUUGGUCGCGCAGCAGCUGUAGCCGCUGUGAAAAUCACCUCUGGAAUAGUUAAUCCAAUUAUCGCCAAUCCCUCAUCCUCCUCUUCCACUUCGUCGCCAGUUGUUCCUCGCAGUCCCUGCGUUGUCAAAUGGGAGGAAUCUAGUCGUCUAUGUGAUUGUGUCCACCUCCACUCAUUUCUCUAUGACUUCUACCUGCGCAAUGUGGAUAGCUUCCUUAGACUCCAAUCCGAUCUCAUCGGUCAACGAAUGCAGGUACCCACAUUAGCAUGGGCUCUACCCCAAACAACUAAAUUAACCUCAAGAAGGUCGACGUUUAGCUAUGGAGGAAACAGUACAGGAUUCGUGUUUGGGGGAACUGGAGGAAGUUUCAGUGUUGCACGACAUCCCUUCUUGCCUGCCAACUAUCCCAUUGUUGCCUUUCUACGUGAUUUGCUUCAAAUUAUCUCUCAACCGCCGGUCUUUGCUAGGGGUGCUUUGGCUCACAUUCCAAUGUGCUUGACGUCGGAUACGAGGAUUAAAUCCGAGCAGAUAUUCGAACACCUUAUUGAUUCAAGACAAAUCUAUGGAUUUAAGGCUUUUGAUCUCGGAAUCAACUCCUCUCUUCCUACUCACGCUCGGUUCGGUUUCUGCGCAUUCACCUCUCCGAAGUCGAGCAGCUACGCAGAGGAAGAGCGCCAAACUUCCCAGCAAAAGCAUCAGCUAGGAAUGUACCACCGUCAUUCGGGUUGUGAUAUGGAAGAGGAAGACGAUCAUGCAAGCUCUCCAGAAUUUUUAACCCAUCAUUCUCCCGAAUCUCAGACAGCCACUCCUGCCCACACUUCAGAUAAAACUGAUUUAAUGGAGGAGCAGGACAUGACGACGACUGCUGAUGAUCGCGCGUCCACUGAAAUGUCCUCUCCUCCUAUUUCCUCCACCCAACACAAACAAUCGGCAAUGCCUCGGGCGGGAGAUCAACUCCGUCUUCCCUCCUUGAAACACUUUGCCCUGGCGUGUGCUGCCUGCUUGGACCAGCACGCACCGGCUGCACAAAAGAAGAUGACUUCGACAGCUUCCCAAGAUAGUGGACGUGUGGAAGGCACUGGAGGUGAAGAGGCAUCCAGUAAAAUAGUCAUCUCGGUUUUUGUGAUUCUAACGGAUCAGUAUAGGCGGUUUCCGAGACCCAGGCUCUCUUCUCUCCAGUAUGGCACAGAUGACGUAAGUUGUGUCGAAUUGCCUUCAAAUCUCUCUUUACCUUUGUUAACUUUUAUGUUCGGCAUGAAAUCAUACGUUCAUCUAAUAUCGAUGAUAGCAGUAUGA
Molecule: messenger RNA, 11340 nt
Organism: Rodentolepis nana
Lineage: Eukaryota; Metazoa; Platyhelminthes; Cestoda; Cyclophyllidea; Hymenolepididae
Source: the annotation of a GenBank genome assembly